AGACUUUCCUUCCAACCUAUAUUUAGCUUUAUACCUUUUCACAGUCUUCCUUUUCAGGAGGAAGAAUUUGAGAAUACUCGGAAAAAUCAUCAUCGAGCAUUGGAAAGCAUUCAAGCUUCACUGGAAAGCGAAUCACGAGGCCGAGCCGAGUUGUUGAGAAUGAAGAAGAAGCUGGAGAGUGAUAUAAAUAUACAAGUCGAGGAAGAACAGCGACUCAGAGAAGAGGCGCGCGAACAGAUUAUGGUUGCCGAACGACGUGCUCAAAUCGCCCAGCAGGAGAAAGACGAUUUAGCAGUAGCUUAUGAGCAGGCCGAACGAUCCCGCCGUCAGGCUGAGUUUGAGUGUGCAGACAACAAGGAAACAGCAGCCUCAUUGUCAAACACCAAUGCCGCUUUGAGUGCUCAAAAGAGGAAGCUGGAGGGUGAGAUUCAGCAACUUCACACUGAAAUGGAAGACGCUCUCAGUGAGCUGAAGAGCGCCGAUGAUCGCGCGCGAAAGAGCGCUGCUGAAGCAGUGCGCCUCACCGAACAGUUACAAGCUGAACAUGAACAAGUCCAAAAUCUCGAUAAAGCUCGGAAAGCUCUGGAAUCUCAAUUAAAGGAAAUGCAAGCACGUCUUGAUGAAGCCGAGGCGCAAUCGAUGAAGGGUGGAAAACGAGCUAUGGCCAAGUUGGAUGCAAAGUGUCGUGAGUUGGAGUCUGAAUUAGAGGCGGAAAGCCGUCGACAUACGGAAGCGGUGAAAAAUCUUCGAAACAAAGACAGACGGUGCAGAGAGCUCCAAUUCCAGGUCGAUGAGGAUAAGAAGUCACAGGAGCGCAUGUAUGAUCUCAUCGAAAAGUUACAACAGAAAAUCAAGACUUAUAAACGUCAAGUGGAGGACGCGUUCAGGAAGGAUUGGCAGGCACAAAAUUUGGCUAAGUAUCGCCAACUUCAACAUGCUCUUGAAGACGCCGAGGAACGUGCCGAUGCGGCUGAAAACGCGUUAGCUAAAAUGAGACUGAAGAAUCGUAGCGGAUCGUAUAGGGCGCUUUCACAUUCGAUGUCGAGCACAGGUGUGAACACGCGGAGCAGCUCUCGAGGUCGCAUGCUGGAUGACGGUAUCGAGGAGUAA
Cooperia oncophora is the source of this 1110-nucleotide messenger RNA. Lineage: Eukaryota; Metazoa; Nematoda; Chromadorea; Rhabditida; Trichostrongylidae. The record is from the annotation of a GenBank genome assembly.